AAGUAAGCAGGAUGCUGACGACUGUGUGUUAGUUGCCUGUAAGGUUUUCGUAAGUUAAAGGGGGACGGAGGGGGGGGACAGACCAAAGGCAGAGCUUAUUGUAAGUGUUUGUGCGGUGGGAGGAAGAUCUGACACUGCUCCCGCCAGCAUAGCUGCUGCCUCCCAUCACUAGUGCUCCGGGGUUUGCUCUAGUGCACCCCACCCCCCUCGCUCCCCUUUCUUUCCUCCCUUUCUUCUUUCUUUCUUUCUUUCUCUUUCCCCCUCUCUCCGUGGUAGUUUGCUGAUGUGCAGCCCGGAUCCAUCUUCUGGCAGCAGCAGCACGACCGGGGUCGGCAGCGCGGCGGGCUGCGGGCGCGCAGCGGGAAUCAGGCCGGGCGCGGAGCGGGACGUGGGCAGCGGCCGCCGCCGCCGCCUCCUCCUCCGCGGGAAGUUUGGCUGGGGUUUGACAGAAGCGAGGGGACGCCCUGACAGACAGGAUCUCCCGGCCUGAGUCCACCCCCUGCGCCCACCCACACACCCAGUGACUUUCUCCCUGGCGAGGUGGCGGGCUGGGGGCCAGGAGGGGCAGCAGCGCUUAUGGUCCUCGCUCUGUGUUGCACCCGUCUGACUGAGGCUACCUAGGGAGCACCGCCUCUCGUAAGAGCCUCCAGGUGGAGAAAGCAAAAAUCCCCAACCUCCUUCAAAACCUGUGGUUGCUCCAUCCCUUACCCAUCUUUCCCAAGCCGGCGUGGACUGCUGACCGGUCGCCUAAUUCAUCUGCACCCUGCCCACCGCCUCCAUCCCGAGGGAGGAUGAAAAUGCUUUGCUGGAGGAUGGCACUAUGGCUGGCCGGGUGGACUGUCUGUGGGAAGCCUUCCUCCUGCUCUGGCCUUGAUUAUGACUACACUUACGAUUUCACUGAAGAGGAUAAAGCUGAGGCGAUAGAUUAUAAGGAUCCUUGCAAAGCCGCUGUCUUUUGGGGAGAUAUUGCCUUAGAUGAUGAAGACUUAAAAAUCUUUCAAAUUGACAGGACGAUUGACCUUACGCAGCACUCCAACGAAAGACUUGGCCAUAACACAGGUGGAUUUGGAGAGCAUGGAAUGUCAAAAAAACGUGGUGCCCUCUAUCAGCUUAUAGACAGGAUAAGAAGAUUUGGCUCUGGCUUUGAGCAAAAUAAUACAUCUAAAGGAAGAAGUACUGUAAAAUUCUCAGGGAAAAAUGAGAAAAACCGAUUUCCCAGAGCUGCUACAUCACGAACAGAAAGAAUAUGGCCAGGGGGUGUCAUUCCAUAUGUAAUAGGUGGAAAUUUCACUGGUACUCAGCGUGCCAUGUUCAAACAGGCUAUGCGGCACUGGGAAAAGUACACAUGUGUCACCUUUAUUGAACGAAGCGAUGAAGAAAGUUACAUUGUAUUUACAUACAGACCAUGUGGGUGCUGUUCUUAUGUGGGCCGAAGGGGAAAUGGUCCUCAGGCUAUAUCUAUUGGGAAAAACUGUGAUAAAUUUGGUAUAGUUGUCCAUGAGUUGGGUCACGUGAUAGGUUUUUGGCACGAACAUACACGACCAGACCGUGAUGACCAUGUCACCAUCAUUAGAGAAAACAUCCAGCCUGGUCAGGAAUACAACUUCUUGAAGAUGGAGCCUGGAGAGGUGAACUCCCUUGGGGAACCAUAUGACUUUGACAGCAUUAUGCACUAUGCCAGGAACACCUUCUCAAGGGGCAUGUUUCUGGAUACCAUUCUCCCUUCCCGUGAUGAUAAUGGUAUACGACCUGCCAUUGGCCAGCGUACUCGUCUAAGUAAAGGAGAUAUUGCACAGGCAAGGAAGCUGUAUAGAUGUCCAGCCUGUGGAGAAACACUGCAAGAAUCUGCUGGCAACUUUUCUUCUCCAGGAUUUCCAAACGGUUAUCCUUCCUACACACACUGCAUAUGGAGAAUCUCUGUGACUCCAGGGGAGAAGAUUGUUUUAAACUUCACCACUAUGGACCUUUACAAGAGCAGUCUCUGUUGGUAUGACUAUAUUGAAGUAAGAGAUGGCUACUGGAGAAAAUCACCUCUGCUCGGCAGGUUUUGCGGUGACAAAUUGCCAGAAGUCCUUGCAUCCUCUGACAGCAGGAUGUGGAUUGAGUUCCGCAGCAGCAGCAAUUGGGUUGGGAAAGGUUUUGCAGCAGUUUAUGAAGCCAUCUGUGGAGGUGAAAUUCACAAAAACGAAGGCCAGAUCCAGUCUCCCAAUUAUCCUGAUGACUACAGACCAAUGAAGGAAUGUGUGUGGAAAAUAACAGUGUCAGAAAACUACAAUGUAGGAUUAACCUUUCAAGCAUUUGAGAUUGAGCGACAUGAUAACUGUGCAUAUGACUACUUGGAAAUUCGAGAUGGAAUGAAUGAGAACAGUCCUUUAAUUGGUCACUUUUGUGGCUAUGACAAGCCAGAAGACAUUAGAUCUACCUCUAAUACCCUGUGGAUGAAGUUUGUUUCUGAUGGAACCGUUAACAAAGCAGGAUUUGCAGCUAAUUUUUUUAAAGAGGAAGAUGAAUGUGCCAAACCUGACAAUGGUGGCUGUGAGCAACGCUGUGUAAAUACGCUGGGCAGUUACCAGUGCGCCUGCGAUCCUGGCUAUGAACUCGGUCCUGACAAAAAGAGUUGUGAAGCUGCUUGUGGAGGACUCCUGACAAAGCUAAAUGGGACUAUAACAACACCAGGGUGGCCCAAAGAGUAUCCUCCAAACAAAAAUUGCGUGUGGCAGGUGGUUGCCCCGACGCAAUACCGAAUUUCAAUGAAGUUUGAAUUUUUUGAGCUAGAAGGGAAUGAAGUUUGCAAAUACGACUAUGUGGAGAUUCGUAGUGGCCUUUCUUCCGAUUCUAAACUACACGGUAAAUUCUGCGGAACAGAAGUGCCUGAAGUUAUCACCUCUCAGUACAACAACAUGCGAAUUGAGUUCAGAUCUGACAACACUGUGUCAAAAAAAGGCUUCAAGGCACACUUCUUUUCAGACAAGGAUGAGUGUUCAAAGGACAAUGGUGGCUGCCAGCAUGAGUGCAUCAACACGGUAGGAAGCUAUGUUUGCCAGUGUCGAAAUGGAUUUGUGCUACAUGAAAACAAACAUGACUGCAAGGAAGCUGAGUGUGAACAGAAGAUCCACAGUCCCAAUGGCAUCAUCACAAGUCCCAACUGGCCUGACAAGUAUCCCAGCAGAAAGGAGUGCACAUGGGAAAUCAGUGCCACCCCUGGACAGAGGGUCAAAUUGACCUUCAAUGAGUUUGAGAUAGAACAACAUCAAGAAUGUGCUUACGACCACUUGGAAGUGUUUGAUGGUGAAACUGAGAAGUCACCAAUUCUGGGACGCUUAUGUGGCAGUAAGAUACCAGAACCUCUUAUUGCUACAGGAAACAAAAUGUUUCUACGCUUUAUUUCUGAUGCAUCAGUACAAAGAAAAGGCUUCCAAGCAGCACACUCUACAGAGUGUGGUGGUCGGCUGAAAGCUGAAACUAAGCUCAAAGACCUGUACUCACAUGCCCAGUUUGGUGAUAACAACUAUCCAGUCCAGGAAGACUGUGACUGGCUUCUGGUUGCAGAGCGUGGCUACCGAGUAGAAUUGAUGUUUCAGACAUUCGAGGUUGAAGAAGAGGCAGACUGUGGCUAUGAUUAUGUGGAGCUCUUUGAUGGUUAUGAUAAGACAGCUGUGAGACUUGGUCGAUUUUGUGGAUCUGGGCCACCUGAAGAAAUCUAUUCAGCAGGGGAAGCUCUUUUACUUCACUUUCAUACCGAUGAUACAAUCAACAAGAAAGGAUUUCAUAUACGAUACAGGAGUAUAAAAUAUCCAGAUAGUGUGCGCACCAAAAAAUAACACAAGAACCUCUGUGCCAGGAAAGGUGACAAAGAAAGAACGCACAUUUGAAAGCAAGGAAGGCAUGUCGUUUUUUAAAAAACCCUGAAGUUAUUAGCACAAAUAUGUUUUAUAUGAAUUCAGUUGAAAUGAUGACUUAUAUACCAGAGACUUAAAUAAAAAGAAAUAGAAAAAUCACCUGUCCUGGUGGAAUAGUCAAGAUGAUGAUGUGCAGACUCCAUACGUGACUGCCUCUGCAAAGCCUGUGAAAGGACUUUACACUUAGGGAGAAUAUGAGAGCUUUGUUCGUGUUUUGACAUUUGUCAUGGAUGCGUGCAGAUUCAGUUAUUUGCAUUCAGGGGAAGUGACCUUGCAGACUGUUCUUCCUUCAGACAAUUGUCUGUUAUCCAGGAGGAAAAAAAAAAAGAAGCUCCUUUGGGUUACACACUCAAAAUAUUGUCCUUAUAUCUAGUUGCUUUGACUUCGUAUCCUGCUUAUGGUGUGUACAAGGAUCUCAAAGAAGAUACGAAAUGAGAAGGUCUUCCUGCAUUGUUCUGUAUUUUUUACAAAUUCAUCUAUCCUAUCAGGGUAUCAGUGUUUUGAAACUGGAAAAUCCUCCUUCUGAAACAUAGCUAUUCUCUGGAGUAUUUUGUUUUACUAAUGACUGAGAAGUCUGAACUGUUACAUCAGUCAUUUCUAGUUGACCAAUUGCUAGUUGACUGAAUUUGAACAGUGUAUCUGAAAAUGUUUGGUUUACUGUUUAAGUAAGCUAUCUCUGAUGAUGUGCUCUUAUUUUGCACUGAACAUAGAAAGAGACUGAGAUGAAAACCUGUCCUGAAUCAAAAUCUGUAUCCAUGAGACAGAGAAAUAAUCACGGAUCAUCUGAAACUCCUCAUAUUGAAUUUGUUUUCAGCAGUGUAUUUGGAACCACUACUAAGCUUUACUUCUUCAGACCUCUUUGUGAAUGAGCUAAUUGUCUGCUUCAGUGGCUCAGAAAUGAAGCUGCAGUAGUAUCCAAGAGGAAGGUUUCCCAAAGAC
This is a messenger RNA of Dryobates pubescens (Downy woodpecker), 4838 nucleotides long. RefSeq names its product tolloid like 1 (gene TLL1). The coding region runs from base 792 to 3821 and encodes 1009 amino acids. Gene Ontology annotation, biological process: proteolysis. Gene Ontology annotation, molecular function: zinc ion binding; metalloendopeptidase activity; calcium ion binding. Lineage: Eukaryota; Metazoa; Chordata; Aves; Piciformes; Picidae. The record is from RefSeq and is a predicted model, not a curated record. The transcript is spliced from 21 exons.